UUAAAUUCCGUAGACGUUAUAUUUACCUACUCUCACGAAAACAGAUCAACGACAUGUGGAUGAUACGGACAAGGACAUUUAUUUUGGUUUUUCGAACAGUAAUCGCUGUGCGCCACCUGAGCUAUUACGAUCGUUGGUGGUAACAACGACGAGGAACGACAGCUAUCGUUUACCACGUAACUACCCAAUAUCGGUGGACAACGAGACAACUAGUAACUACAAAACAUUAGACACCGCCGACGAUAACUAGAUCAAUUCGCAGCUGCUCGUCUGGUUCAACCGCAUGAACACCACACGACACGCGUGCACACUGCACACAUACAAUACACAAUAAACUCGUGUCUUGUAGUUCAUACUUCUACGUUUUCGGAAACGGGCAUUUGGCGUUCCGCUCCAUACCGCGCAGGUUCUUUGUGUACUGUACCACCGCGCGGAGAACGACAACACGUCCCACUCGCACGCUUCGCAUUCGCUUUGGUCGCAGUCUCUCAUCAGCCGCCUAAAACGAAACUACCUCUCUCCACCGCCGUCUCCGAACAUCAACACCACGCGAUACCAGCCGCGCCGACAAAUCGUUGCUAUCAUAAUAAUAUAAUAUAUAUAUCGGCACUAGCCGUGAAACGGCGGUUUUCCCGGACUCGUCACCGCAGUCAUCCUGUAAAUUCUAGAACCGCGAUCGCGUCGUAUCAAUUAAAAAUGUUAAAUUGUCUAAGCAAUGAUAGCAAAAUGCAAAUGAGACUGAAUAUUAAACGGCAUCGACAAAAACUUCUUCAAUAUUUAGAGAAUACUAAUGAUACUGUUAUAAAGCCUAAAAUCAAAUUAGUUUCAAAUGAUAUAGAAAAAUCUAAUUUGAAUCACAAUGUUAAACCAACAAUUGCAUCUAAUACUGAGGUUCAAACCCCCAAAAUUAUACCAACCAUUAAGAUUACAAACUAUAGGAAUAAACCAACCAUUCAUGUCAAAACGUAUGAAGCUGUGAUAAAUACUAAACCAAAUGAUCCUGAAGUUUUGACAUAUAAUAACAUAAAAAAAUACAAAACCAGAUCAAGUAUUACUGCGAAUCAACUUCCACCAAACAUCAAAGUAAAUAUAAAAGACGAGCCUUUAUCAAGUUUUCAAUUAAAACAAAAACCUUUACCAAACAUUGAAAUAAAAGACCCUAAAUCUCCACCUGCCAUAAAAAAACUCAAAGAACAAUUAAUUGCAGAGCUAUUUGAUAGUUCAAGUUCUGAAGAAAACGAUGAUAAUAUUUCUGUUGGAAAUAAUGACAAUUGGAAUGAAAUUUAUCAAACACAUAAUGGGAGUGAUGUAGAUGAGAAUGACAGCAGCAAUUUACGUCUAAUGGAAUCAGUUAGAUACGAUGGACAUAAAGAACUGGCCAAUGACAUAAGUGAAGAAAAAUAUAUGUAUGAUAGCACCGACAUUGAUAGUCCUGUAGUAUUGGACAUCAACAACCCAACCACCAACAAGAAAAGCCGGACUAGAAAACCUCAAAUUAAAAUUGAUCAGACUAAACACAGGUUUAGAAAACCUCAAGACAGGUCGUUACACAAUGCCAAAGAACGAGCAUGCCGAGAAAGCAUUGCAAAAAAGUUUGCUAUUUUGAGAAAAUCUUGCAGUUAUUUGAACUCUAAUAGACGUGUGCCUUCAAAACAUAGCAUACUUUUAGCUGCUAAAAAAGAAUGCGAUUUGUUAAAACAUUUUGAGAAGAAAAUGCUUGCAGAAAAAAAAGUAUUGCGCAAAGCAAAUGAAAUUCUGAAGAAUAGGUUAACUCAAAUCUAUAGCUCAAUUCUAUAGCUGUUUAUGAGGACAAAAAAUUAGCAUGUUUAACUGAUUAUGUAUGACAAGCCAGGAAAAUAUUGUGGUGAAUUUGUCAAUGUAUAUUUUGCACUGCAUAAUGUACCAACUUAAUAUUUUUUAUGUUUGAUAGGUUAUAGAAAAAUAUGUAUAUUUAUAUUUUUAUAGCAAUUAUUAAUGGAUUUUGUAAAUGUAUAAGCGUGUUAUCUGUAUUUAUUAUUAUGUUGUGUACACAACACAGUCAACAUAUACAUUUAUAGUGUUACGCGUUUCUAAUAACAACUCAAAUUUCUCUUUAUUUUUAUAUAUAAAAAAGUAUUAAUGUUGAAUAAUAAAUUAAAUUUAUUUAGUCAUGGAUGAAUUACAUUUACUUAAACUAAGUAUACAUUUGUGUGCUCUUUAUGAGAUUCUGUAUAAUGUCACAGAUCCUCAUUUAAAAUCUGUUGUACAUAAUCAGAAUCUCAACUCCAUUUAAUUUAAUUUAAUCGUUUUCAUUAUUAUAAACCUCAACAUUCCGGCAAUGUUUUUGAUUUUAAGUUGUAACAAAUGUGAUGUCUUUUAAAUUAUAAGUCUAUUUUAUUGUGUAUUAUAAAUCAAAUAUUUUUCAUAAAUGUGUACUUUAUCAA
Molecule: messenger RNA, 2423 nt
Organism: Acyrthosiphon pisum (pea aphid)
Lineage: Eukaryota; Metazoa; Arthropoda; Insecta; Hemiptera; Aphididae
Exons: 4
Coding region: 697-1797 (366 amino acids)
Molecular function (GO): protein dimerization activity
Source: RefSeq, a predicted model, not a curated record